AUGAGAUCGACGUUCGUAGAAUGCUUUGAAUGCCACAUGGUAUGGUUUCAAAAUCGUCGCGCAAAAUGGCGAAAACGUGAAAGACAAGCAACCAAUAUUAGCACAAUUAGUGGUAGUACUGCGCCUGUAAGCGUUGGUGUAAAUCAGUAUUCCUAUUCAUCAGCUCAAAUUAGUCGACCGGAUUAUAAUCACGGCAUGCAAGUACCAUUGCAGCAAUCUGUCUUUACAGGUGAAAGCUUGAUGCAAGGCAAUCCACGAGCUGGUCCAUCGCAAUAUGGUUCUACCACCAAAUCGUUUCAGCAGUUACCUCUUAUUGGCACACCAGAUUUAAUGACUCGAUUUAACCAUAGAUAUGGUUCCUAUCCAUUACCUACUGUCCAGCAGUAUACUGCUAGUAGUAAUGCCUCUUCAAAUGCCGUAUCUGGAGACGCUAAUUUUCAACACAUAACAACACACCAAGCCCAUGAUGGUGUACCGCAACAAUCAGGCGGAGGUUAUUACGCAUCAGUUUCAACUAAUCUUAAUAUGUCAUGA
This is a messenger RNA of Trichoplax adhaerens, 534 nucleotides long. RefSeq lists its product as uncharacterized. The record is from RefSeq and is a predicted model, not a curated record. NCBI's taxonomy places the organism in Eukaryota, Metazoa, Placozoa, Uniplacotomia, Trichoplacea, Trichoplacidae. The transcript has 2 exons. Gene Ontology annotation, molecular function: DNA binding. Bases 1 to 534 code for a protein of 177 amino acids.